Molecule: messenger RNA, 1656 nt
Organism: Tigriopus californicus
Lineage: Eukaryota; Metazoa; Arthropoda; Copepoda; Harpacticoida; Harpacticidae
Gene: ZnT86D
Product: zinc transporter 7-like
Exons: 4
Coding region: 245-1351 (368 amino acids)
Biological process (GO): transmembrane transport; zinc ion transport; intracellular zinc ion homeostasis
Cellular component (GO): Golgi apparatus; membrane
Molecular function (GO): zinc ion transmembrane transporter activity
Source: RefSeq, a predicted model, not a curated record
CAAACGAAAACGAGUGUGCUCUCUGUCUGUGUGUCUUAUAACUCUGUGCCUCUGUGUGUCCAGCCCCGCCCCCUCCCCCCCCUUGAAUCCGGCCACACCUUCAGCAUGAACGCGUUUUGUCCCGCCUCAGUCUUGUUCAUCCGGCGGUGAUUCGUGAUUGAUCAUCUUAGCGGAUUGGCUCGUCUAUUUGGUGGCUGGCUGAGCCGGUGGCUCUGGAAGCGCGUGCCCGUGCCCGUGGUGCGCGAUGUUGCCCGUGCGGCACAAUGAUAGCGGUUUCAAGCGGCGCGGUUGGGUGGGUGGCUCGGUGGAGAAGCUCAAGUCUUGGGGCCGUCUGAUUUGGUCGGACCCGAAUUCUCGGAACCUGUUGGGCUUUUUGUGUCUGAACUUGUCCUUUGCCUUUGUGGAGCUUUUCUACGGGGUGUGGACCAACUCCUUGGGACUGAUCUCGGACUCGUUCCACAUGUUCUUCGACUGCACGGGCUUGUUGGCCGGACUGGUGGCCUCCAUCAUCACUAAAUGGCGAGCCGAUGAGAAGUUCUCCUACGGUUAUGUGCGGGCCGAGGUCCUGGCUGGCUUUAUCAAUGGCCUCUUUCUCCUGUUCAUCUCUUUCUUCAUCUUCUCCGAGGCCGUGGAACGCUUGGUCGAACCGCCCGAAGUCAAGCACGAGCGGCUCCUGCUCGUGUCUGUCUUGGGUCUCCUUGUGAACUUGGUGGGCAUAUUCAUCUUCCAACAUGGCGGUGCCGCUCACGGCCAUUCUCACGGCGGAGGUGGCGGUGGGGACCAACAGGAACAUCAUGGUCACUCUCACGGUGGAGGCGGACACGGUCAUUCGCAUGGAGGUCACGGCCACUCGCAUGGAGGUGGAUCGGGCAACGCCCAAAUUAUGAAAGGGGUGUUUCUGCAUAUCUUGGCCGACACUUUGGGCAGCGUUGGAGUGAUAGUGUCGGCCAUUCUGAUGUACAUGUUCGACUGGAUGAUUGCCGAUCCCAUCUGCUCGAUCUUUAUUGCGCUCCUGAUCGCUUUAAGCGUCUGGAGUCUGGUUUCUGAAUCCGUUCAGAUUCUCAUGCAACGUCAACCCAAGGAGCUGGACGAUUCCUUACCCGAGUGUUACAACAAAGUAUUGCAGUUAGAAGGAGUGCAAGGCGUGCAAGAAACCCAUUUCUGGACCUUGUGUAGUAACUAUUACGUGGGUGGGGUCAAAUUGGAGGUGACGGCGAAUGCGGAUCAGAAAUACAUCGUUAGUCACACGCAAAUGAUCUUCCGGUCCAUUGGUGUCAAUCAGCUGUUCGUUCAACUUGACUACGAGUACAACAAGAGUACUUACCAGAACCUCCAGACCUUUUAUCACUGACCCGAGAUCAAAAGGCCAAUAGCCCAGAGAUCAGUCUGAGCAUUGAACGGCUCUUAUGAUUCCAUGAUGUUCUCGAUCAUAUGCAUUUUCUGCGUCACAAACUUGACUUUGCGUGGUCUUUUAAAGGACAAUUCAUUCUGAGGUUCUUUUUCAAAGUCUGAAGUCGGAACUAUCUGACUUGGUUAUGAAUUAUCGACUAUCAAAUUUCAACAACAGUUUUCUACCACAUCCCCAAUUUUUUCAUCCAUGUGAUAUUGUCUCGCCGUGGACAUUGUUGACCGAAAUAUAAAUGUUUUCGUGUCUCA